Messenger RNA from Eurytemora carolleeae, 2181 nucleotides. Its product is annotated as splicing factor 1. Gene Ontology annotation, biological process: regulation of mRNA splicing, via spliceosome. The record is from RefSeq and is a predicted model, not a curated record. Bases 94 to 1998 code for a protein of 634 amino acids. Lineage: Eukaryota; Metazoa; Arthropoda; Copepoda; Calanoida; Temoridae. Gene Ontology annotation, cellular component: nucleus. The transcript is spliced from 11 exons. Gene Ontology annotation, molecular function: mRNA binding; zinc ion binding.
UCCCAAUUGUACCUAAAUUGGUCAAACCAAUGUGUACUAAUCUUCCUCAUCUUUUUGCAAUUUUCAGGCGCUUAAAAAGUCGGCCAACGGGAAAUGCCAAGAGACAUGUCAGGCUCAGCAAACACAGCACCCUUAGGAUCGGUGCGUCGGCCCCUUGGUGGCGGCGGGGCUUUAGGGGGCUCUCUCCUCAACCCUAGUUACAUGGCCUCUAAGGGUGGAGAGGAUUCUGGUGACCGGAAGCGAACUGUCGAGACUAGAGAGGGUAGACCAGAGAAUAAAGAUGAAGGCCGGGAAGAAAGGAAGAAGAAGCGUAAGUCCAGGUGGGAGAAUGAGGCGUCUAAGACCUGUAUUCCUGGAUUACCAACCAUGAUCCCGGCGGGAUUGACCAAGCAGCAGGAAGAGGCAUAUCUCUUGCAGUUGCUAAUAGAGGAUGCGAGCCGGAAGUUGAGGUCAGGCGACCUCGGGAUACCACCAAACCCGGAGGAUAGGUCCCCCAGUCCGGAGCCCGUCUACUCCUCUGACGGGAAGAGGAUGAACACGAGGGAGUACAGGAAGCGGAAGGAGCUGGAGGAGUCGAGACAUGAAGCUAUACAGAAGAUGAUGCUGCUCAAUCCUGAGUUCAAGGCUCCCAUGGAUUACAGGGCACCGAUGAUCAAGGUGUCGGACAAGGUGAUGAUCCCUCAGGACGGUCAUCCAGAGAUCAAUUUCAUGGGGCUGAUCAUCGGACCCAGGGGAAACACACUCAAGUCUCUAGAGAAGGAAACAGGGGCUAAGAUAAUAAUCCGCGGUAAAGGAAGUGUAAAAGAAGGAAAGGUGGGAAGAAACAACGGACAACCUCUCCCAGGGGAGAACGAACCUCUUCAUGCUUAUGUUACUUCCACAGAUCCAGAAUGCGUGAAACGUGCUGUAAAGAGGGUAAUGCAGAUAAUCCAAGAAGGGAUUGAACGUCCCGAGGGAUCCAAUGAACUUCGAAAGAUUCAACUGAGAGAACUCGCAUUACUGAACGGUACUCUGCGGGAGGAUGGACAAAUCAGGUGUACCAACUGCGGGGCGGAUAACCACAAGGCGUGGCAGUGCCAGGACAAGGCGAAUGUCACGAACCAGGUGACCUGCACAGCCUGUGGUGGGGUGGGUCAUAUCUCAAGCGAUUGUAAGCAGACCAGGCCUGGGAUGCGACCCAACACGGAUGCGAAACCUGGAAGUAAGAUAGAUAGAGAGUAUAUGUCUCUCAUGGCGGAACUGGGUGAGGGACCUCCGCCUCCUCCGCCCUCUGGUAAUGACAUGCCUAUGGGUGGUGGCGGAGGGCGUCCUAGCAAGUUUGAUCAGCGGCCUCAGCUCAUGGGACCUGGAGGACCAGGGGGACCAGGUAUGCAUGGACCGGGUGGUCCUGGAGGACCGGGUAUGCAUGGACCAGGUGGGCCUGGUGGUCCUGGUGGGAUGCUUGGACCAGGACCUAUGGGCGGAGGAAUGAACAACCGACCUGAUAACGACCGUUGGAACAAUGGACCCCCCAUGGGACAACAACAACCACCUUGGGGUCAGGGACCUCCUGGUAACUGGGGACCUCGCGGACCAGGUGGUCCUGGAGGUCCAGGAGGACAUGGAGGUCCAGGAGGACAUGGAGGUCCAGGUGGUCAUGGAGGUCCUGGUGGUCCUGGACCCAACUGGAACGGACCACCUCAGCAGCGUGGCCCCCCACCAGGUAUGGGCUGGAACCACGGUGGCCAACAGCAACAACAGAAUUUCCACAACCAGGGACAAUAUGGUGGACCUCCACCCCCACCUCCUCCAGGGGGGAAAGGUGGACCUCAGGGGAACUGGGGUGGACCUCCCAGCUGGGGUAACGGUACCCCUGCUCCUGUCCCUCCUCCGCCUCGUAACAAUCCCAUGCCUUUCUGGGCAGCCCCCAACAGCGGCGGCAACCAAUGGCAGGGCGGCGGCAACAGUAAUCUGAGCGGGCUUCUAGGCGGCCCUCCACCACCCCCUCCACCCAGCUAAGAGAUCAUCCACACCCCUGUUCUCGCCCCUCUGUUUUCUGUUGAUGUUCACAUUAUUUUCUCCUGUUUCCGGAUUAAGGCAUUAUCUAAGUUUUUGGACGUUAAGUUGACUAUUCCGCUUCUUUAUUUUCUAGUAUUGUAAAUUUUCAGCAUUUAACGAAUAAAACUUAAAUUUAUCUGUUAA